Molecule: messenger RNA, 1032 nt
Organism: Aspergillus costaricaensis CBS 115574
Lineage: Eukaryota; Fungi; Ascomycota; Eurotiomycetes; Eurotiales; Aspergillaceae
Product: cation-transporting ATPase 4
Exons: 6
Coding region: 1-1032 (343 amino acids)
Source: RefSeq, a predicted model, not a curated record
AUGCCACUGGAAGCACGUAUAUCCUUUCGAUGCUUCGUGCGAUGGCGGAUGCUCAAAGCAUUUGGAUGGGACGAUACAUUGAUGGUUCUUGCAAUGGCCCUUGAUAUUGUGCUUACCGCGUGCGCAAUCGCUGGUGCCAAGGAUGGCGUUGGCCGACAUUUGAGUAAUUUCCACAGCUUCGAUGAAUUUCACCAUGCCAUGCUAUGGUGGUGGCUGGGCCAGUGCAUCUAUAUCUGGGCGUCCGGCAUCGCUAAAGUAUCCAUUGCGCUCGCACUCCUCCGACUGUCGGUUCACACGUACCAGCGCAUAACCCUGUGGAUCGUUAUGGGAGCAUCGAUUUGUGUCAGCUUGGUGUUCUGGUUCUUUAUGCUUUUUCAGUGCCAUCCUGUCUCAAAAUUUUGGGAGCGGACAGGACCGGGCAAUUGCAUGAACACCGAUACGCUGAUUAGGGUGGCGUACGUUUACAGUGGAAUCUGCGCCGUCUGUGACUUUGCGCUGGGACUUCUGCCCAUUGAUCUCGUUCGCCAGCUGCAAACCACUCUCAAGACAAAGAUAGCGCUGGGCGCGACCCUGAGUCUAGGUUGUGUGGCGAGUACGGCUGUUAUUCUUCGGAUACCUUGCCUGCAUUUCUACAAGGAUAUCGAUUUCUUGUAUUCGACCUUUUCCAUCGACAUCUGGUCCUUUAUCGAGGUUGGCUUGGGAAUUACAGCAGGUAGUCUGGUCACUCUCCGACCUCUCUUUCGUGCAGUUCUCGGGGACCCACCUGACCGCAAGGGCAAGAAAAGCCGUGGAAGCAUGCCACUGACCAGCUUCACGGAGUAUACGCGGACCCGGCCUGACCCUGAAGAUGCCGCCGUGUGGCAAUCGCCCCAGCCUGAUACAACGCGGAACAUAACCACCACGGUGGUUUCAGCUUUCCGGGCGAGUUUAAAUAGUCCCCUCACGCCAACGUUUGCGGCCGAGUUCAAGAAGGGUCGGUCUGUUCGGAUCAAGAGGUCAUUCCAUGUCACAGAAGAACAUGUGGGCUACUGA